Molecule: messenger RNA, 3629 nt
Organism: Malurus melanocephalus (red-backed fairy wren)
Lineage: Eukaryota; Metazoa; Chordata; Aves; Passeriformes; Maluridae
Gene: PTPRR
Product: protein tyrosine phosphatase receptor type R
Exons: 14
Coding region: 1-2526 (841 amino acids)
Biological process (GO): protein dephosphorylation
Molecular function (GO): protein tyrosine phosphatase activity
Source: RefSeq, a predicted model, not a curated record
AUGCGGCGGCGGGCGGCCGCCUGCCUCCGGGCGCUCUGCCUCUUGCUGCACCUCCGCGCCGCAGGUGAGCGGGGGCGGCCGCGGCCGGACGGUGGGGCGGGCGGGACGGCGGUGGGGACCCGCUUGCGCCCGGCGGCGGCGCACCUGYUGUGGCGGGAGGCGGGAGGCGGCGGCUUCCCCGGUCCGGCGGCGGCUGCUCGGGUCCGGACCCCGCCAGCCCCGGAGGCGGCGGGAGCGCUCGUCAGCACCGCGGACAGCGGCGGCCCCGGGCGGGCGAGCCCCGCGCUGCGAGCCCCGCGCUGCGCGCUCCGCGGAGCGGCCGCGCUUCGGCCCCGGAUCGCGAGGACCUGGCCGGGGGCUACGACAUCGAGACAAAAUCGGGACUACCCAUAUUCAUUCUUCUUAUUUGAUUUAUUUAUUUAUUUUUUAUUGCUGAUGGGGAGGCGUUGCUACUUGUAUGUGCUCGUGGCAGCAGUGUUUUUAGAAAGGGAAAUUUCAGCUGCGACAGCAGCAGGCAUUUCAUCUUUUAGCRGUGCUAAUAAAUCCUCUCUCUGCUUUGCUGGCGAAACGUGUGCCUCAUUCAGAAAUGCAGUAAGCGAUGAGCGCCCUAGCUGCUUUUCUGGAGACAGUGACCACUUUUUGGCAAUUCAUCAGCGAAAGAGUGGAAAACCUGUGUUUAUUUAUCACCAUGUGGAGAGUGUGGAGAAAAGUCUGGAUACAGACAGCUAUAAGGAUUCCAAGCAAAAUUUCCAUUCUUCUUCCCACACCAAAAUAAGCAAGCUGCACCCUGCAAUAAUUGUUAAAUCAGCCUUCCCUAGGUCUGUUUAUGACCCAUCCCUCAAUCUUUUAGCAAUGACUGGUCAAGAUUUGGAAGUGGAGAAUCUUCCCAUUCCUACAACUAAUGUGAUUAUUGUGACAUUGCAAAUGGAUGUAAACAAGCUGAAUAUCACAUUGCUUYGGAUAUUUCGCCAAGGAGUGGCAGCAGCACUGGGACUUUUACCUCAACAAGUUCAUAUCAACAGACUCAUUGGGAAGAAGAACUGUGUAGAACUGUUUGUGUCUCCACUGAACACAAAGCCAGGAAUUUCUGAGGCACUCCCAUCUGAAGAAGUGCUGCGUUCCCUUAAUAUCAACAUUUUGCAUCAAAGUUUAUCCCAGUUUGGAAUAACAGAGGUCUCCCCUGAGAAAAAUGUUUUGCAAGACCAGCAUGAAGCAGACAAAAUCUGGAGCAAAGAAGGAUUUUAUGCGGUGGUCAUAUUUCUCAGCAUCUUCGUCAUUCUAGUGACUUGUUUAAUGGUUCUGUACAGAUUAAAGGAGAAGAUCCAACUGUCACUAAGACAAGAGAAGGAAAAGAAACAGGAGAUCCACCUCUCACCCCUUCCCCUGCAGACAUCUCAAACUGAGUAUAAGACCACCAACAGCAUGGUCCAGCCUCAACAGGCUCCAAAGGUUGUCAAUGUUGUAGUGGACCCUCAAGGCCAAUGCSUUCCUGAGCUCAAACCUCCCCUGUGUGCCAGUCCAUCUCCUUUCAGAAUGAAACCUGUGGGACUCCAGGAAAGACGAGGAUCCAAUGUCUCACUGACUCUGGAUAUGAGCAGCUUGGGAAGUGUUGAACCUUUCGUCACUGUACCAACCCCCCGAGAAAAAGUAGCGAUGGAAUACCUGCAGUCAGCUGGCCGUGUCCUGACACGGCAGCAGCUUCGAGACACAGUUGCAUGUUCCCAUUUACUGCAAACAGAAUUCAUGGAAAUACCAAUGAAUUUUGUGGAUCCCAAAGAAAUUGACAUCCCGAGUCAUGGAACUAAAAACCGCUAUAAAACAAUUUUGCCAAAUCCUCUAAGCAGAGUGUAUUUGAAACCAAAAAAUCCAUCUGACUCCUUGAGUACCUACAUAAAUGCUAACUACAUUAGGGGAUAUGGAGGUAAAGAGAAGGCUUUCAUUGCAACUCAGGGACCCAUGAUUAAUACCGUGAAUGAUUUCUGGCAGAUGGUUUGGCAAGAAGACAGCCCUGUCAUUGUUAUGAUCACAAAGCUGAAAGAAAAAAAUGAGAAAUGUGUGCUCUAUUGGCCAGAAAAAAGAGGAAUCUAUGGGAAGGUUGAAGUCCUUGUUAACAGUGUGCAAGAAUGCAAGAACUACACUGUUCGUCAACUUACAAUAAAGCAAGGGAGUCAGUCCCGCAGCGUGAAGCACUACUGGUACACAUCCUGGCCAGACCACAAAACCCCUGACAGCGCUCAGCCUCUCCUGCAGCUCAUGCUGGAUGUGGAACAGGACAGGGUGGAAUCACCGGGCAGAGGGCCUGUCGUUGUGCACUGCAGUGCUGGUAUAGGAAGAACUGGAUGUUUUAUUGCCACAGCCAUUGGUUGUCAGCAGUUAAAGGAAGAGGGAGUUGUAGAUGCAUUGAGCAUUGUCUGCCAGCUACGAGUGGAUCGGGGUGGAAUGGUUCAGACCAGUGAGCAGUAUGAAUUUGUGCACCAUGCACUGAGUCUGUAUGAAAGCAGACUUUCUGCAGAAGCUGUCCAGUGAAGCCAAGGAGGGUAAAACCGAAUGUCAAUCUCUUGAGGUAAUUUGUUUCAUUACCUACCAGCAGCUUCUUCAAGGAGUUUACUGCAGUGGGAAAGACGGCUUUGAGGCCAACUUCUGAAAGGAUUGUGGACGGUUUGGCAAAAGUAUAGAGAUUGCUGGACCCUUACUAUAUAUGAAUGUAUUGUGAGCUUCCCAAAAAUGAUUUAUAAAGAAGGUACUGUACUGAAAAUACACAUAGAUUUUGUGUAUGUAUCUAAAGGUGGGUUUAAUUCUGUAAUGCUGAUAUUUGCCAUAUGGAAUGUAUGUAUGUGCUACUGCUGCAGUCAGAUGGACAUUGGGACUUCUACAGAAGAAAUGUUUAACAAGUGUAUAAAAGCUUUGACGUUUGCAAACUGUCUUGUGAAUGGACUGUCAACUGUACUGUAAAGUGCUAUUACUGAUUAUGUGGUGAGCUUGUUUCUUGGCCACAUAAUAUUCUUGCUGCUAAAAUUGCAAGUGUUCAACUAUGGAUUAAAAAAAAAGGAGAUGAUAAAAAAUUUAAAGUCUUGUUUUUGAAAAUAAUCAAAAGCAGUAAAUAUUUUAUAUGGAAAUAUAUGUUCUUCAUACUAUUAACUAUUAAAUGUAUAUUAACUGUAGGUCUUACAGAGCAGUUGCAGAGCACAAUGUCUGUUAUUCAGUGUGUAUGUAUUUACCCUAUGCUGUUGAUUGUCUUAGAACAUGCUUCUGCUACAGACCUGAAUCCAGUGUAUUUGUAAAUUGUGUAAGUCAUUCUACUUUUAAAAGAAACUUUGUAGCAUAUAUUAAAUGGUAAGGAUUUUAAAUAUUUGUCUGUCUUUUAUUAAUAUAGAAAUUUUUGCAUAUGUUGUUUAUCUGCUCUAUCUCUUUCAGUAAGAGAUAGAUGCCUCUAGUGAUAUGGAUUGUUCCAUGACAGGUUGUACAAGAAAGAAAAUGCUGCUAUGACUGUUUCCUUUAUUGUUCAGUAAAAGUUUGUUUUUAAGAGAUAGGCAAAGUUGGCAUUAUGACUUACAGCACUGGGAGGUCUGUUUACAGGGUAUAAUGAGUUUUUAAUGCAGUGAUGUUGACUUUGCUUCAUACUGCUAAUA